Mauremys reevesii (Reeves's turtle) is the source of this 3250-nucleotide messenger RNA. RefSeq names its product ST3 beta-galactoside alpha-2,3-sialyltransferase 1 (gene ST3GAL1). The transcript is spliced from 9 exons. NCBI's taxonomy places the organism in Eukaryota, Metazoa, Chordata, Testudines, Geoemydidae. Gene Ontology annotation, molecular function: beta-galactoside (CMP) alpha-2,3-sialyltransferase activity. Bases 1002 to 2111 code for a protein of 369 amino acids. The record is from RefSeq and is a predicted model, not a curated record.
GUUUAGCGCUGUCUAAUCCACGUGGCUCUGGAGGCGCUAUAUUAGGUGCGCAGGAAGCCCUGCCGGGGAGAAGCCAAACUGGGGAGGAGGCAGCGGCCGGAGCAGCGGCUCGCCAAGGCUCUACCCGCUCCCACGCGGGAGCUGCCUGCUCCGUGGCCGGCCGGGCGGCGGCUGCUGCUGCCCAGUCCCGCUGCUUGGGAGAGACAAAGGGAGACGCGGAGGGAAGAGGCGGCGGCGGCGGCGCUGGGAUCCGCUGCGAGCGCCGAGGAGCCCCCCAGGACCUGUGAGUGGCCGGUCGCUCGCCCUGCCCCGGGAGGGGCCCCGUCCUCUGCUGGGAAUAACUGGUGACCUGAACUAACUGAGAAGAUAAACGACCUGACCAACCAGUGACCAGAUCCAGAAAUUCCUUUCUCAUCUAUUCAAAUAUACUGAUAUGCCUGUGCCUGCCAACUCCAUGAUUUGCGGCUGGAUGGCAAGUGACUCUCUGUGACUUAAAUGAGCAUCAAAGCACCUGUAUCACCUGGGACUGAGGCCACAGGAUGAUCUUAAUGCCACAUCAAUUAAAUAAUUUUAAGGAAAAAGCAAUCUUCUUUUAUCUAGCUCCUGUCAUUCAAGUCUUACUCCCAUGCAGGAAACCUAGUCGCAGACACUGAUAUUAAUUACCUCUCAAUCUUCCUGAAUGGGGAAAGGAAAUCAUCGUGAUCAGUUUUGAUUAAAUGCUCAGUGAGAGAAAUUAGCAGUUUCCAGGCGAGUUGAAGAGUGAGAUUUGGGAUCAUUUUUAAAAGGGGGAAAAAAAAGGACAAUCCAAUUUUUCUUCUUUAAAUCACCCAGGGUAAAAUGAAGGCUCUCCCCUUGCCAGUGAAGAUAACUGAAUUGCUUUGUUUGGCCUAAACACCUGAUCCUAAAAAACCCCCUGUGAACCUGCGACAACCUGCCUCUUUGCCUUACCACAGUCACUGAGUCACGGGCUGACAGCCUGACGAAGGAACCCCAAAGGAAAGAUGGUCGCCAUCAAGAAGAAAAAUCUGAAAAUGUUUACGCUUGCCUUAUUGUUUGUCAUCACGAUAACGUCGUUCUUGCUGAAUUACACUCACAAUUCGGUGCUGGUCACCUGGGAUCCCAAGCAGCUUGUCAUGCAGUUAAAAAAACUAAUGAAAUACCCCCAGAGACCAUGCAGUUGUAAUUCGUGUGUUCCCGAGCUGGGACUUUCCUUCUGGUUCGAUGAGAGGUUUAAUCAGACUAUUCAGCCUUUCCUCACCACUCGGAACACCUUCAUUCCAGAAGAGAGCUACAAGUGGUGGCUGCUGACUCAAUUCGAAUGUUAUUUGCUCUGGGACACAGACCGUGGCUACUUUUGCAGUAUUCGGUCAGUUGAAAUACAAGGAAGCAAUAAUAAAUUGCAAGGAGAGAGCAAUCCUAAAAAUAUCAACGAUACUAUCAAGGAAUUGUUUGAGAUCAUUCCCAGUGACGGGGAGCAGCUGCUGGAGAGAGACGCCUCCCGGUGCAGAAGGUGUGCCGUCGUGGGGAACUCAGGGAACCUUAGGCAAUCUCAAUACGGCCAAGAUAUCGAUGCCCACGACUUUGUGCUCAGAAUGAAUCGCGCUCCAACCGCCGGGUUUGAAUCGGACGUCGGAAGCAAAACUACUCACCACUUUGUUUACCCCGAGAGCUUCCGAGACCUGGCGGAAAAUGUCACCAUGAUUGUGAUCCCCUUCAAAACGCUGGACCUGCGCUGGAUCGUCAGCGCGCUCACCACGGGCACCAUAAACUUCACAUAUGCUCCAGUUCCCCGUAAAAUCAAAGUGAAAAGAGACAAGAUCCUGGUCUAUCACCCAGUUUUUAUCAAAUAUGUUUAUGACCACUGGCUGCAGCAUCAUGGAAGAUACCCCUCGACAGGCAUUCUGUCAGUGAUAUUUGCACUCCACCUGUGUGAUGAGGUGGAUGUGUACGGUUUUGGAGCAGACAGCAAUGGCAACUGGCAUCAUUACUGGGAAAACAACGCUGCCGGGGGGGCUUUUCGGCAAACCAUGGUCCAUGAUGGGGAUUUCGAGUCCAAUAUCACUUUGACUCUUGCCUCUAUUGACAAAAUACGUUUUUUCAAGGGCAGAUGACCCUUACCAUAGACAGUGAUUUGUGGCUGCAAUUUCCAGCAGGGGUCAGUUACUGACGUGUUUGAAGUGGCUUAUCGAAGAUGAUCUUGGGAGCUGACCAUAUUUGAAUAUCCGACUCUGCAGCUGAGGACGUGUGUGUCUCACUGCUGUGACGAUCAUUGAAUGAAAGUAGCAUGCAGUAUUGGUUCCAUACUGCACUUGAUUUCCUUAUUUGAGAAUUGAGACGUUGGGGACUUAAGGAUCAGUUAUGGGGAAUAAAUGAUGUGUGGAAUCACAGGGGAUGUAUGGAAUUGUUCAGUCUUGAAAUACUGGGAGAGAUGUGCCUCUUGCUGUUAGGGUAAACUAGGGGAUCAUUUUCUAGGAAUUACUGUAUGUGUAUGUGCUUUCCUUACAUAAGGCAGGAAUGCCCUGAAGAGGAGAGGUGAAAACAGCUUCCUGAAUGUCACACCAACAUGGCUGGCUGUGAACACUGUAGUAAGGAUUACCUCAAAAGAACACGUUCCCUUAUUCUGCUGUUGAUCUUUUCUUUAAACCAUCUCUUCUCUUCACUGUCUCAUUUUUGGUUCUGCAUUAUAUUAUGGACAAAGGUGAUGUACCUGACUCGCAAGGUGUAAUGGCUACUUUUGGCAAUGUAUCAAUCCACAUUGAGAAAUUCUGGAUCAAAUCCUUCAUCUCCAGUUAACUGCAUAUUUUAAUGUAGCAUCCUACACAGCCAUAAUGAGACGAAGAAAAACAAAAUAAGUUUGAUUGAAAAUGCCAGCAAAAAUUGGCCUUUUUAGCCACUGGUUUGUUUGAGUUUCUUUAAAUAUAAUUGUAUUUUAUUUUAUUUUUGAUAGAUACUCUGAAUGCUAAUUUUUGUUGAAUCCAUUCAAGGUAGAGCAGUGGACGUUUUUUUUCUUUCAGUGGUUUACAUGUGCCUUUUAUAUUUGUGCAACAGAUAUAAUUUUUUUUAAAGGCGAAAAUCCCUAAAUUAAAAUUUUUAUAGGAAAAAAAAUUAACCAAAGCUUAGUCUCUACAUGGUAUCAUUUUGUAUUCUAAACUAGUAAUGACAUCUCCUGUAUUCUACUUGACGAGGGGAAAAAACCAAGGGUAAUUUUUAAAGGUAACUUUUACCUUUUUUUUGUUUUUAAAAAAAAAAA